CGGAGUUAAAAUGCCAAGAAAACUUCAGAAAAGCAAAGCAAUUUUUAAGUUUUUCUCAAUCUUCGGAUUUUGAGAACUAUUUCAUGGUUUUUAUCUGGGCCAGAUUUAUCGUAUGCGGAAUAGUUUUCAUCCUGUAUCGAUAGUUCGUACCUUCUAAUUUUCUUGCUCGCCGUUAAGAUGUCGCACAGAGCGCCGACCGAGAAUUUCCCUCUGGAUCGCAAGUACGACGAGUUCGCUGAUCCAGCUAAUCGUAUCUUCGCCCCGGCGCCAUCCACUGGUGAUCGAUUUAAGAAGCAGUUUACUGAAAUGGGAGUAUUUCCCCUCGCUAUUACGGCUUUUACAGCGAUGGCGGCAUAUGGCGCACAGACUUUUGCUGAGAGAACUCGGAAACAUCAUCAUUUAUGCUUACAGAUGUCAGCGCGAUCCUGGGUUCGCGAGCUCGCCCUUCUUGGUUCCUUGAAUAAUGCAAAACUACAUAUGCGUAAUGCAGCUUCGUUAUUUGGCUCAGGAAUUUACAAGUACCGUCGACUUCCGCAAAGGGAUGCUAUUAGCACUACGCUGUACUUCACCGGAUUGCGUAUUGCAGCGCAGAGUAUGGCCGUGGGAAUUAUUGCCGUGGGAGCGGUUAGUCAUUUUAUUAAGAACUAUAAUGCCACUCCGGAAGAGCGUGCUGCCGCCCACCGCUGAUGCGCUUCCAACCAGGGUCACCAGGAUUGUCUUUAAUUCGUUUUAAUUUUGCGGAAAGAGUACUAGAGGCUGAAAGCAUAUUGGAUUAUUGAUGUUGGUUGAUUGGUUUACUUCAUUGGUCAAUUAGACUUCGGAGUGCGUGGUGUUUGUUCGCUGUUCUGGGAAUUGUUUCCCCCGUGAUCAUUACUUAAUGGUCUGAUGCUGCUGUUUUGCUGGCGGGUAUGGAUGCUUGUUAAUUGAUUGGUAGUGAAUUUAAAAGAAAAAUUGUUCCUUCUUUUUAAUCAUUCAUUUAUGGAUUGGAUUCCAGAUCAUCUUUGAUGACAGCGAGUCCUUAAUAAUUGACAAUAAAUGGGGUGCAAACGAUAAA
This is a messenger RNA of Paramacrobiotus metropolitanus, 1054 nucleotides long. RefSeq lists its product as uncharacterized. Bases 178 to 687 code for a protein of 169 amino acids. The record is from RefSeq and is a predicted model, not a curated record. Lineage: Eukaryota; Metazoa; Tardigrada; Eutardigrada; Parachela; Macrobiotidae. The transcript has 3 exons.